Molecule: messenger RNA, 9810 nt
Organism: Parasteatoda tepidariorum (common house spider)
Lineage: Eukaryota; Metazoa; Arthropoda; Arachnida; Araneae; Theridiidae
Product: 1-acyl-sn-glycerol-3-phosphate acyltransferase delta
Cellular component (GO): endomembrane system
Molecular function (GO): 1-acylglycerol-3-phosphate O-acyltransferase activity
Source: RefSeq, a predicted model, not a curated record
AAUUUAUAAUGGCAACCACUUUUCUAGUUGAAUCGUACUUCGUAGUUGUGAUAUUUUAAGGAUUUAAAAUUGUAUUAUUGCAAUUUUAUAAAGAUUUUUUUAAUUAUUAUUCACAUAAUUUUCUAACAAACAUUGUCUAUACAAUUCAUAAUUGCUUCCAGUUUCCUAUCAGUAUUAUUAUUUUUUGCGUAAAUGGCUCCUGAUAUUUUCUAAUUGCAAGCCCUGAUUUUGUUUACAUUGCGCGGUGAGAACAUCCCACAGUUCAAAGGUUGCUUCAUCUGACGUUUUCUUAAUGCGUUUUUCCUGAAUGGUAGACAUAAAAUCAGUAAGCGUGAAAGGAGAUAUACAUCGCCGAAAUUGAGUUCUGUUUCAUCUUAGAAUAUAAGCUUAUGAAUAAGCAUUUUUAGAAUGUCUGCUGCUAAAAUUGGCAUGAGGUUUGCAAGGGUUGUUGGUCGUUUUCUCUUUGCCAGUUUUAUGGCAAUUGCGUUUGUUUUUAGUGGAAUUAUCAUCAACUUCUUACAAUUUUUGUUGUACAUCACAUUGUUCAACAGGUUUCGAAAUUUCUACAGGAAGAUUAAUUACUACUUAAUAUAUACUACAUGGGCACAAGUUGUAGCUUUUGCACAGUGGUGGUCAGGGUCUAGAGUCAGAAAAUGGGGUGCAGAAGAAGAUAUAAAGAAAUUUGGGACAGAACAUUGUUUAGUUAUAAUGAAUCAUAAAUAUGAUACUGACUGGCUAUAUUGUUGGAUGACUUGUGAAGAUUUGGGAAUGCUUGCGAAUGCAAAGAGUUGUGCUAAGAAAUCAUUAAUGAAGAUACCAGUGAUAGGAUGGGGCUGGAUAUUUGGUGAAAUGAUAUUUCUAGAAAGGAGUUGGGAAAAAGACAAAGUCACUUUAGGUCCUAAACUUGACAACCUAGUUUCGUAUGAAGAUCCCAUUAUGAUCUUAUAUUUUUGUGAAGGCACCCGAUUUACUCCAGAAAAGCACCAAGCUAGUUUAGAGUUUGCUAGGGCUAACAAUUUACCUAUUUUGGAGCAUCAUCUAUCUCCACGCACUAGAGGUUUCAACUUUACUGUGAAGCAUUUAAAAACUAAAAUUGCUGCUGUCUAUGAUGUGCAGUUAGCAUUUCCUGAUGGUCCAGUGAAACCAACAUUUGCCAACAUGUUAAAAGGGAACAGUUUUAACGGAGAUAUCCACAUAAAAAGAUAUCCAAUGAGUGAGAUUCCUACUGACUCAGAUGAAGCUUCGUCUAAAUGGUUGCAUAAUUUAUAUGUUGAAAAGGAUCGACUAAUGGAUAAUUAUUUUAAAACUCAAAGAUUUCCUGGAGUAUGCAUUAAAGUGAAACCAAGGAUUUUUCCUCUAUUGAAUGUUAUAUUUUGGUCAGCAGUUGUUGGAGUACCAUUUUGUAGGUUGCUGCUAUAUAUUCUUGUAAAUGGCAGCUUAUUUGCUAUAUCUGCUGUAGUAAGCAUUGCAAUGUUAUUUUUCACCAUCAUGUAUUACAUGGUAAGAGCAACCAGUUCUGCCAAAGGGUCUUCCUAUGGGAAAGAUAAAUCACCCAAGAGAAUAAAUAAUGGCUCAGUCAGCCAUGAGAGUGCCAAUGGUAGUGCUAAUAGUAUCAGUGAUAUCCCAGUGAGUGAAUCUUCCGAAACAGAUUCAAUCGGAAAUGAGAACUCUGAUACUGUUGAAAGCAAUUCUUAGUUGUUUUUUAACGUGAUUUUCUUUUACUCCUUGUUUGAUAAUGGAGAAUAAUUUAUCUAUUUUAUAAUAAAAAUUUUUAGUUGAUGGAACAUUCUGCACUCGAAAGCGAGUCAAUGUGAAUUGUAUAUAUAAUAGUUAAAAACUGUGUUGCUCUUGUGAUAAAGAGAGCAACGAAAAAUUGAUUGAAGUUAUGAGUGUCGCCCUUAGCAUCGCUUUCUUCCUCUUUGUUAAUGCAUAAGCUGAUGUGUUCACAGUGAUGAAUUUCUGUAAAAAUCAUUUGUAAAUUUUUUAAUAUUUGGAUUUUUAAAUGUAUUUUAUUACUGUUUUGGAGUACUUAAGUCAUUUUUCUAUUGUCCAAAUGUUAAUUGAAUUGCAAGUGAAUGUUUGCAUGACUUAACAAUGCGUGUGUGGCACAAUUAUUUUGAUGCAAAAAAUAUCCCAGGGUUGGGAAGUUUUUGAUGGUUUUUACCGGGGUUAUGCCAAUUGACAAAAACCCUGUGUUAAAAACUGGCAUUAAAAAUUGUCAAAAGCCUUAAAAAAUUGAUUUUUGAAUUGCUCUUUUUAUGUAAAGUUUAAAUUGUAAUACUAAUUUUCUUAUUUUUAACUUAUAUUAAAAGUAAAAGUUUUGAAUAAAAAAGAUCUUUAUUACAAUCUAGAAUUGAAAUAAUUUAAAAAGAAAUAUUUGUGACUUAACAUUAGAAUUCUAAAGUGACUAGUGUUCAUACAUAUACUAAUUAUAGACUACUAAAUACUAACAAAAGAUCUGUUGAAAGCUUUUUAUCAGUAUAAUUGACUACUAUUUUUUUAUAUAACUUUGGAAUGAGGGUAUAUUAGUUUCUACUUUGAUAUAAUUAUUGUUAGUUAUGUAUUUAUAUAUUAGUAUUAUGUUAGAAUAUAUUUUAUUUGUUAGUUUCAUGUAUUAAAUAUCCUUUUAAAAUCCUCAUAAACAUGAUUUACGGAGUUGAUGGACAUUAUUAUUUUCUGAUGCUCUUAAUAGUUUUGAAGGUUUUAACCAGUUUUUGACAGUUUUAACCAGUUUUUGACGCUUGUUAUAUCAAAGACCCAACCCUGAAAUAAGUCUAUUUUCCCCUUUCACGAAAUGUACUGGUUUGUGUUUGCUAGUGAAAGUAUUUCUGUGAUGUUAUCUCAAUGUUGAUAAAUGUAGCCAACAAUGUAGAAUAACUUUUCCAAUAUCUUUUCUAUGUGCUCCCAUAUGCAUGAUGUCUUCCUUCAUUAUUUAAAAAGAACUUCAGCUUCAUUCAUUUGGGGAAUGCUUACAGUUAUAAUUUUAUGCUUUCAGUUUUUAUAUCUUUUUUUCUUCAUUUAUAUCAAUAUGAACAAGUGCCUUAUAAAUAUUUAAUUCGUUUUUGUUUGCUAGAUAAGCUUGAAAAUUAGUGCAAAAUUUAGUUUAUUUUUUGUGUGUUUUUUCUUUUUUAAUAGUUUUUCUUGUGUUUUGAAAUUUUUAUUAGUUUAAGGAAAUAUAGUAUUAGUUUAUUAAUUAAUUGGCUAUGCUUAAUUAAUGUUUAAUAUUACUAAAUAUUACGGUACCAUUUUAGGUCAAUGAAUAUUUAUCUUUUUGGAAUUUUAUUGCUUCAUAGCGUGUACAUUGAUUUGAAUUAGCAUUAGGAAAUAAAUUUAUGUUUUUUAGUAGAAUGUGAAACAAAGUUGGAAUGAUUUAAUUUUGUAGUUUAGAACUAUUGUAUGUGAAUUAAGUAUUCAAAGCUCAAAACUGUUUACUUUCAUUUGAAUCCUGUUUUGAUCUCGAAACUUAAAAAUAUUUUGGCACCUAAGAAACCUGUAAAAUUUAACUAUUUUUGUCAUUUUUGUUUUCUUUUCUUUCAAUAUCUAUUACUUUUUCUUGUUUGGUACCGAGUAAAAUGCUAAUAGUUCUAUAGUAAGGGUGCACAUCAUUUUUGGAUAAGCCCCCCCCUCCAAUUGAAGGCUUUCAGAGGCUGCAAUGAACUUUUUAUAUCAAAUAGUAAAAGUUUCUAAGUGUAAUAAAAUCAUCAUCAAUUUAUCUUAUAAAUGAAAAGAAAUAGUAAAUGUAAAAUUUAUUUGAUUAAAAAAGUUAAAAUUUAAUGCAUAUUGUUUUUUUUUUUUCUUAAUAAAUGCCAUGUUUUUGACUGGAAAAAAUAAUUUUAUUGUUUUUUACAGCUCAUCAAUUACUUUCAGAUUUUAAUUUUAAAUUAAAUAAGUUCUUGAACUAAAUUUGCUCUGAACAUGUUUUUGUUUAAAAUAUUUUGCUGACAUAGUAACAAUGCCGUACAAUAAUGGUACUGAAACUAGUUCAAAAUAUUGUCUCUGAGAGAAAAAAAACAAACAUUUUGAGACAUUUUAGUCUUUUGUCAUAUUGUAUUAGUACAUCUACAUAUUUUCUCCUGUUAGCUAAGCAGUUUUUUAUAAUCUUCGGGUAAAAGGCAGGGAGCAACUUGGUCAUAGACUAACCCUAGAGCCAAAGGUUGUGCACUCCUGCUCCAUAGAAUGUAUUUGGUUUUAGUUUUAGGCUUUGCAUAAAAUGCUUUAGGCCUUGCAAAAUUUUUUUUAGGUUAUUUGGCUUUUAUUUUAAAUUGUAAGAGUUUUAAAUGACUUAGUUCAGAUUCUCAGUAGAGAUGUUAUUAUGAGUAAACAUUGUAUUGUAUAUUGUGUUAAAAUAUUUGAUUAAUUUAUCAGUGUUCUACUUCCAAUCAAAUAAAGGUAGCUAUUUGUAAUUUUUGUAUUUUAUAUACUUAGAAAUAAAAUUUUUGAAUUCUAUGAAUACCUCCCAACUUAGCAAAUUGUAUUUUCUCCAUUUUUACCAAUUAAAAACAAAAUUUUAAAGAGGGUCAUUGUUUCAUAAUCAAGUUUUUCAUGUGUGAUUUUUAAAGUAAAAUUUUACAAGAAAUUUGUUAUUUUUUUCCAGUAAUGUUUGUAAAUUUUAGAAAGUAGCGUGAUGAAUUUCUGGAUUUAAAAAAUGUGGAUAUCAGAACUAUUGGCACAGUUAAUAUAUUUUAUAAAAAAAAUAUUUGUAGUAAAAUUUUAUCUUUUUUCUAAACAAAGUAAUCUAUUUAUAAAUGCUUGUGGAAUAUUUUUUGAACAACAAGUACAAAUUUCCUUUAUGGAUUGAUUUUAUGAAUAUAACAUUAUAUUAUUCUAAAAUAUGUUUGAAAGAAUUUUUUUCUAAAAAAAAAAUAUUGAUAAUUUUAGAUGAGUAUUAGAUUAUUGCUUUGUUCUCCUGGAGUGUAAGCUCCUGUUAUAUUUCACUUUUUUUUAAUGAUAUUUCUUUUCAUGAUGCAAAUAUUUCUAUAUUUCAUGCUCUCUGCUUUAAUGUAAUUUUAUAUUUUUGCUGUGAAAAUCUAUUUAAAAACUUUUUCCACUGAACUAUAAAUUUUAAAAUUGUAUUGUAUAAAUUAUUUAAGAAAUAUCGUGCAAUUUGAAAACUUUUUUAAGUUUUUCAUGUGUAUAUUUUUUUCCACGUUAUGUCACUAGGAAGGAACUUUAUUGAAUUAUAUUAAUUUUCCUUAUGAAAAUGCUUUUUUCCUUAAGUGUAUUAAGUGGACUUAUUGGUGGGUCCAUUGACAGUUCAUUAUAACUGGGUUCAACUGUUUCUACUUAUUUAGUUUGCACAGUUGUUGUGUAUCAGUUAAUUUUCUUAUGUAUUAUAUUUGUCUUCUUUACAACUAUGUACAUGCAUGGAAAAAAUAACUCCUUUUUGUGAUUCAAGAUCAUUCGUUUUUUAAUGAAAUUUUGCUCUUUCAGUAGAACUAUCUACACAAAUACUCCGAUAGUUGAAUAUCAGAGAUGCCAACUUGCUCCGGACAGUGAGUUAAUAUUUUUGAGUGGUAGUUUAUUUAUUGUGAUUCUUGGUUUACUAAAUUCAAUUUAUUAGGUUUUUAUCCACCACUAUUUCUAAAGAAUUCGAAGGCUUAUAUAAUUCGCCACUUUGUUAUCGGUAAGUCAUGCAAAAUCUUUUACAGAUGAAACAAAAUUAGUCAAAUAUUUGCAAAUUUUAGUUUGUAUUUAUUUACCCGUCUUUUAAAUUAUUUGGGCCUGUCCGGAGCAGUUGGCAUCUCUGGAGUAUCUGUUAAAAAAGGUACUUUUUAAAAAGAUUAUUAUUUCAUUAUUCAUAUCAGAAUUACUUCAUAUUUAUUAAUAGAAUAUGAAUAAUUUUUUUUUCUCAUUUUAUACUGUUUUCCCUUGUUUGUUUUAACUGUUAGAUUUUUGUCACUUAAAUCUUGUUUUGAAAUCUGAUAGCUACUCUGAAUUUUUUCCCCUUCCUAUCUCAAAGUAAUUUAAAUAAUUAGAAUUCGAUUGUAUUAUCUAUGAUAUAGUUGUACAUAUAAUUUUUAUUUAAUAAGUGAACUACUAUCAGCUUUUGCAGAUUGUUAAUUUGUAUAAACAUUUUGUUUUGAGAUGUAAGCUUUUGCACUAUAUUAUAUAAACACUUCACAACUUUAUAUUCUUUAGGAAUAAUUGUUAUAAUGUGAAAAGAUAGUCAUUUUUACAAAUUUUAAAUAAAAAAUAUAGAAAUUUCACAUUUUACUAAUUAGGAAACCUCACAAUCAGUGCCAAAAUUUAAUCAUAAGUGAAAUCUAAAUUUUUAUAAAUAUAUUUUUUUUAGAAAAAGAUAUUUAAUCUUUUAUUUAAAUCUAAACUUAUCUAUUUGCUCAUAACUAUUGGUUUUACAUUGACUUUUGUGCAUACAGUCAAACCUAGAUAUCUCAACGAAAGAAAAAAACUUUUUUUAAGAAAUAUUUUUGUUACUUCCGUAUCACCAAAUAUUGCAACUGAGAUAUGUAUUUUUCAUUUUUUUCAUAUUUUCAGAAUGACGUGCGUAGGUGUUUCAAAUUUGCCAAAUAUCGGAUAGUCCAUGUUAUCGAGGUUUGACUCUGUAUGUAAUAUGUGAAGAAUGUUUUUUUUUUAAUAGGUCAAGUCGUAUAAUUAUCUGUAUCACAUAUAUUAGAUUUUUUUUAAAGUUAUUUAUUUUUUAUAUUUUAGCAAUUCAAAUCUCUUAAUGUUAGAAGCAUAAUAGUUUAAUGUGAUAAUGCUUGUAAUACUUUAAGGAUUGGUGCAGUGCAUCUAAACCCCUGCCAAUUAUCCAACAUUAAAAAAAGAAAAUAUUGAUUUUCAAAUGUUUCCUAAGUUGACUCUAAGUCUUGUUUUUGGCUCAAACAUUUUUUAACUGCUUUUAAAUUUAUUGAAAUAAUGUUGAAUUCAUUGACUGUCUCUACUACUAAAUUGCAGAAUAUUUUAUGAAUUUUUUUUCUAAUUAAAAAGAGUAUCAGAAAAAUAUCCCCGUAUAAUUUAAAACAAUGUAAUUUUUAAGGAAAAAAAAUGAUAUUUAUUUGCUUAGAAGUUUUACUCUAAACAGUCAGUCUCCUUUUUUUUAUGAAUUAAUUGUUAAUAUUUAUUCAAUUUCUAUAAAUUGAGAUCUGUAUAUUCUGAUGAAAUGUUUUUUAUUAUUGAAGAUUUGGCAGGAGUAAAUGCACGCUACUUAAAGUUUCGUCUUUAAAUAUAUUUAUCAAUUCUUUUUUUUUUUUCCAUCAAUGUGUAAUUUCCUCUUGAAUUGAAAACUACAGAUAUUUCAUUUCAUAGACACAAUUUAUUUUUCAAUUUACUGUGUAAAUAAUAUUUAUUGAAAAUUUUAAUGGAAAAAAGUACACUAAAACAUAAUCAAUGUUUAUAUUUUAUAUUGUCAUACAAAUAAAUAUUUUACAAUAGGUAAAAUUUUAAACUCAAAUUUAAAAUUAGUUAUAGUAAACCAACGAUGAGCUUUAAAUGAGAUGUUGGUUGUUUUUUUUCUAGAUUGAAAUGAAAAAUAUUAUUUUCACUGAAACAAAAUGAUAUAAGUUUCUUUUUAAAGCUUUUGUAAAAUUCAAUAUUUUCAAUGCCAAAAUUUUUGGCUUGUGAGAGAGUCAAGCUUGCCAAUUUCAAAUUUUGUAACAUGACUUGACAUGCAUCCUAAAUGUUUAUGAAAUAUUGUAUAUCCUGUUAAUGUGAUUGUUAGUUGUAGGUAUACUCUUUUUUGUAUGGAUGUUUUCCAUUGAGAAAUUUUUACAGUGUAAGAAAAUUCCCCUAUAUUUUGUAAGCCAGUGUUAAAUAUUCAAUAUUGUAGAUCAUAGUACUACUAGUGUUAUCACUUAAUCAGGUGUUCUGAAUAUGACAGAUGAUUUUAAUUAUAAUUUGCUGUGUUCUACCUAAGAAACUGGAAAUUUUAUGCUCACCAAGUUUUAAAAUUAGUUACAAAGUUCAUCAAUUGAUGGCACCACUGUUUAGAAAAAACUAAUUAACUAUAAAGCAAUGUUUUCUGUUGCAUAUCAGAUUAUUUCAGUAAAAAUAUUUGCAGAGGCGUCUGUUAUUUUUGUAAUUUACAUAAUUUCACGAUUUAUUUUUUUUCUACUGGUAUCAAAAAUUAUUGCAUUAAUAUCUUAAUAUAUUACAAUAGAAAAAAUUGACUCCGUAACUACAUAUAAAUAACUGAAACAGAUGUAUGAAAAAGGUCAGAAAGACUAGAAAAUGUGUUCUAAAGUCUGAAAAAAAUUUUAUCAAAAUUCCAUUUGUUUUAAAAAUUUGUUGCAGUUCUCAACCAAAGGAAAUACUAUUUCACAAGAACUGCAAGUGUUAGAAAGGGGAUAUUCAUCUUGUUGCUGCAAACAAUUAUUUUGAAAACAUUGUUUUAUGAAUUUUUCCAGUUAAGUUGAACUUUGUUACUAAUUUUGAAACUUGGAAAAAAAUUAAUGCUUUUGUUUUCGAAGCAGAAAAACGAAAAACCAUACUGCUUAGUUGAUUUUUUGAUCAUUCUUUUUUGGACACCUGGUAUGUUUUUAAUUAUUAAGAAAGUUAGCAUGUUGGUUUAUUCUUGUCUGCUGAAUUUAAAUUUUAGCCUUCUGUCAUAAAAAGGUCAAAUCUAUUUUUCUGUGAAAACACAUUUGAUAUGAGAAUUAACCUUUUUAUUGGACCUUUUCAUUUUUUUUAUGCAGAAUAUUUUUUUCCUUACCUAUCAAUUAAAUAUCACAUUUUUGUUAGAGAAAUUUAAGUUAUAUAAUAAGCUAAUAACCUGAAAUAUUUUUUUGUUUUCCUUUUUUUUCUUUGGUUAUUUCCUGAUGAUAUUGCUCAACUUGCAUUACUUCAACACUAGAAUAGCAAAUAAUUUAGCUUGACCCAACUAACAGUUAGUAGUUUAUUUGACAGCAAAUUAAUUAAAUAAGUAAAAAGUAAAUCAAGACAAAUAAAAUUAUGUAGUUUUGGAACUGAUAGUAUGAUAAUAAAAUGGAAUGGUAUGUUUGAAACAAUUCAAAAAGCAAGUAACACAAUUUCAAAAUAAAGUAAUUCUUAUUGUAAUCGUCAAAACAUAGUUUUAUGUUCUAUUUGUCAUUUUUAUUUGUUCUCUACCCCCUCAAAAAAUAAAAAAAAAUAAAUUUCCUAUAGUAGUCUUUUUGAAGUCUGUUUUUCUUAAUCUAGGUAGAUUUUUUAAUUUUGGCACUUACAAAAACCUCCAAUUUUCUCAUAAUUCGUAACUUCUACAAAAAGUGUAGAACUCUCAAAAACAAAGUCAACUAGUACAUUUUUUUAAUGAUCUUAAAAAUGAUUUUUCUAGUGUUAAAGAUUUAAUGCAAGUUGUGUUAAUUUUUUUUAAAUUGUAAAUAAAUAAAAUAUACUUUUAUUAAUUUCUUUUAUAAUUUUUUUGUAUUGAAAAAUUUUUUAAGUUCUCACAAGAAUCAACAUGACGUUUGAUUUUUAUAAUUCUUAAUUUUAUUUAUGUUUUAAAAUAGUGAAAAACAAAAUAUUGUAAUAACAAGAAUCCGAAAAAAGUAUGUUUCUUUCUUUAUAAUAUUUUGUUAUUAAUUAUCAAAAGGCUUAGUGAUAUUUGUUUCAUUAUUGAUGUAAACUAGUCAAGGGAAUUAAAAAUAAAAGAUUUUUGUUUUUUAAAUAUUGAGGUAAAAGCAUUUUGUAUGUCAAUGAUGCAAUGUUAUACAGAUUGAUUCUGUUUUUGAUACUUCUAAUGCUUUUCACUUGUUUUGUUUGAUCCUUGGCACAAAAUACUGUUUUUUCUUCCUAACUUGAGAUGAUUUUGUAUGUCUUCUGUCUUAUGUGUUAAACUGUGAAACUAUAGAAUAAAAGUUGUUUGACAAAAAUGUA